Molecule: messenger RNA, 789 nt
Organism: Aspergillus versicolor CBS 583.65
Lineage: Eukaryota; Fungi; Ascomycota; Eurotiomycetes; Eurotiales; Aspergillaceae
Exons: 3
Coding region: 89-520 (143 amino acids)
Source: RefSeq, a predicted model, not a curated record
ACCACCAACGGACCCGAUCAGGUGAACAACAAGUACCAUACCUCGAGGCAGUUGGUUACCAAUAAGAACCGGCUCAUUUCAUCUAAAAAUGACUCGUUCGCACAAAAUAAAUGACCGUGAUCAUUCCGCACCGCAGACUGGAAUCAUAGCUCCCAACGAGGCCCUUCCCCGUUACUUCGCAAAAUCAGGCCCUGUUGAUGCCGAUCCCCGAAAGACCAAAAAGGAUGGUGGAGGCAAGGGAAACUGGGGGCGUUCAGGUGAGGAGGUUCGAGAUUACGAAUACAGCUUCAUGAAUGCCCGCCGCCGCUCGAAUAGCAGUGUUCAAGGAAUCUCGGGUUUCAAAACCAAAUUUGAAACUAUCGAGCCUGAACCAGUCUUUGAAGAGGAUCUACACGGGCCAUUGGAUGAGAAUAUCAUUGAUGGGCCUCCUUUUGUCAAGGCUGACAGUGUCAGUAGCGGUACCAGUGGUGGUGGCGAGAUCGAGAAGGCUGCCGACCAGAAAAGCUCCACAAUGAAUUGAACGGCGCCGCGUACACCCAAAUUCUAUAAUGUUGUCACUAUCAUGUACGGGAAUGACCCUGAUCGCUGGGAUAGGCGCACUGCAAACACCUAGUCGAAGAAAGUCUAUCCUAGUGGUAAACGGCGAGAGGACUUGCAAUCUUCAUUAUGAUAGUUUUGAGCCCGCUAACUAAACAUCAUUAAAAAAACAAAAACGUAUACCUAGUUAGCGAAUAUAUUCGAAACAGAUUUUUUUUUUUGUUUUCCAAAGCUAAAGCUACUCUGGGUGAC